ACAUUUAACUUCAUAACGAGAGCUACACACCUGCAGGAGCUCUGCAGCCUCCUCUGCUCUGUCUGGCAUGAUGGAGACUCUGAACACAGCUGAGCUCUGCUUCCCACACCUCCUCAAUGCCUCCUGCAGGAAGCCGCCACAGCGUCCUGCUGAGAACGUUUUCAUCUUCAUGGUGUUGUGUCUUCUGUCUGUGCUGACUGUGACUCUAAACCUGCUGGUUAUCAUCUCUGUCUCUCACUUCAGGCAGCUGCACACCCCCACCAACCUCCUCCUGCUCUCUCUGGCCGUCUCAGACUUCCUUAUUGGCUUCUUUGUGAUGCCGAUUCGCAUUCGUAUCACAGAGGGUUGCUGGGUUUUGGGGACUUUUAUGUGUGGACUGUACACCUUCACUGCUUUCAUUCUUACAUCUGUGUCAGUGGGACACAUGGUGCUCAUAUCAGCUGAUCGAUACGUGGCCAUCUGUGACCCGUUACGUUACCCCACCAAAGUCACUCUGAGGAGAGUUCAAGUCUGUGUUUGUCUGUGUUGGGCCACUUCUGCUUUCUACAAUGGAGUGAUUCUUAAGGAUUUUCUGGAAGAUCCAGACAGAUAUAACCUCUGCCUCGGAGAGUGUGUAUUGUUUAUAGACUAUAUAACAGGAGCUUUUGAUGUGGUCAUCACUUUCUUUGGUCCCAUUAUAGUCAUUGUGGUUCUGUACAUGAGAGUGUUUGUGGUGGCUGUGUCUCAGGCUCGAGCCAUGAGGUCUCACAUCGUUUCUGUCCAGAGUUCAGCUCACCGUAGUGUAAAAAAGUCUGAACUGAAAGCAGCAGCAGCUCUGGGUGUGGUUGUGUUUAUGUUUCUGGUGUGUUUUUGUCCGUAUUUCUACCCCAACAUCGCAGGUCUGGCAUACAAAUCCAGUGAUUUUUUAAGAGUUUUUGGAACCUGGCUCUUUCAUAGCAACUCAUGUUUGAAUCCAGUGAUCUAUGCUUUUUUCUAUCCCUGGUUCAGGAAAUCUCUGAAGAGUAUUUUCACCCUGCAGAUACUGCAGCCCGACUCCUCUGAUGCAAUCAUUCUGUAGACAUGUUGUGUUAAAGAGCUAUUUUGAGGAAACAAAAAAAGUCUAUAGUGAUGUACCUACCUUACCUACAUAGCCUUUUUCUUACUGCCACUUAACAUACACAGUCCCAUUCACUCACUGUAGGAGCCAAACUGCACAUAUAUUGUUUGCCCUGUGGGUGUCGCCUUGGUGGGAAUUGACAUAA
Oryzias latipes (Japanese medaka) is the source of this 1241-nucleotide messenger RNA. Lineage: Eukaryota; Metazoa; Chordata; Actinopteri; Beloniformes; Adrianichthyidae. The record is from RefSeq and is a predicted model, not a curated record.